AUGUCGACGCAGGAGCAGCAGCUCUGUCAGUUUCUGAUGGAGCUGCCAGCUCUCAAACAAUAUCGAUACAACGGGGAAGCUGCGGAUUUACUCCUAGAGAACCUUUUUCGGCUCAUGACCUGUGGCAACGACGACUACUUGCGACUCUUCUUCCCAAACGGCAACAUACUCGUCGACGGCAGGCUUCAGAAGCUCAGGGACGCCCAAGGCGCUGUCGAGGGGUCUGAGUACACGGAGGCCGCUCGCGGAAAGGCAUGCGGACACAUAUUCAAGGCGGGCGAGGCAUCAUAUGGCUGCAAGACGUGCGGCGUCGACGACACUUGCUGCCUCUGCGCCAAGUGCUUCGAUGCGACCGACCACACUGGACACAUGGUGCGGAUCAGUGUUUCGCCCGGCAAUAGCGGAUGUUGUGACUGUGGCGACCAUGAGGCAUGGCGUACGCCCAUGUUCUGUACGAUACAUUCCAUGUGGGAGCAUGCACAGCCUAAGGGCAAAGAGAGGGAAGCAGCGCCGCUGCCAGACGACUUGCUCUUCAGCAUUAGGAUGGUCAUCGGUCGGGUGAUUGACUAUUUGUGUGAUGUGAUAUCUUGUUCGCCCGAGCAGCUGCGUCAGACAAAGACCAAAGACUCGAUCAGGCACGACGAGAGGACAUCUAGAUUGCAGUCGACGUACUAUGGCGGAGAUGUGGAACCGGCGAGCGAAUACGCCGUCAUAUUAUGGAACGACGAGAAGCACACCGUUGACGAUGUCAGAGACCAGGUGGCAAGGGCAUGCGGAACAACGCUCAGGACUGGUGUGGAAAAGGCCUACGAGACCGACCUCAUCGGCCGGAGCAUCCUCACAUAUGGUGACGACAUCGACAAGCUCUUGGGCAUCGCCACAACGCUGGAGCAUAUUCGUGUUACGGUCACGAUUCGCUCCUCGCGCGACACCUUCCGCGAACAGAUGUGCGGCACCAUCAUUGAGUGGCUGAAGGAUAUUUCUGGCUGUUCCGUGGGCGACGACCAUUCUGUGCUGCGGACCAUCGUCUGCGAAGAGUUUCUCAAACCAUGGAGGAUGGGCAGCCUCGCCACUCACAGAUCGGUGGGAAAGAGUGGUAUUGAUGAUGAGGAAACCGAAGCCGCUGAGCGCGACGAUGACGACAGCGAUGGCGACGGCGACGGCGACGCUGAGGGCGACAACACACCGACGUCUUCCCGCGACGCUAUGGAUGAGGACGAGGAUGAUGAGGAGGACUUGGUGAUGUUGGACACAGCUCCUGGAGCCUCUGAAGACGUCAACAUGUCGGAUUGGCGCGCCGAUGAGGCGCUCGAGGCCGACGAGGCGACAAUGGCAGGCUACCCGCCACCGCCACCGCCUCCAGCGCCGGGUGUGUCCCGCCGAACCACCAGGGAAGGAGACAUGACACCUUCUGAUUCUGAUGUUGCGGAGCCUCUCAUACCGUCGACUAUUUACGCCAAAAACAGCCUCGAGAUUCCGAAGACGCCAGGAAACACUCGGCGAAACCCAGCACCACCAAAAUCUGGUUGGUACUGGCUGCUCGCGCCUGCUGCGUACAUGGACACCAGCAACGUCCCGCCCGCUGAAAAUGUCUUCCAGCGAGUCCGCCUAGAUUGGAUGAUUCUCUUUGACUUGAGAAUGUGGAAGAAGGUCCGUAACGACUUGCGCUCGCUCUACAUCUCCACAGUUGUGACGAUACCCGAGUUCAAGCGAGUCCUCGGACUGCGCUUUGCUGGACUGUACACCACCUUGGCCCAGCUCUAUCUCAUUGCAGAUCGGGAGCCAGACCACUCCAUCAUCAACCUUUCCCUACAGAUGCUGACGACCCCCUCCAUUACUGCCGAGGUCGUGGAGCGCGGCAACUUUCUCACCAGCUUGAUAGCCAUCCUGUAUACCUUUUUGACUACGCGACAAGUUGCACACCCCUGGAAUGUGUCUGACACCGCGGUGUUGGCGUUUGAUUCCGGGUCUGUUACUAACAGACGCAUGUACCACUUUUUCGCGGACCUCAAAUAUCUGUUUUUGUCCCCACAUGUGCAAAAUCGUCUGCGGACCGAUGAGAGGUACAUGAUGCAAUUCCUCGAUCUGGUCAAGCUACAUCAGGGGAUCUGCCCAAACACUAGGGCCGUGGGAGAGCACGUUGAAUACGAAACCGAUACGUGGAUCAGUGCGUCUCUGAUCACCAGAGAGAUCAACCGACUGUGUCGUCUCUUCAGCAGGGCUUUCGAAAAGGCCGAGCCUGCCCAAUUAUCUUGGGCCAUCCGCCUGGCAGCCAAGGCAGUCAUCAUCAAUUCGAUCGGUGCGGAGCGUGGCCGGUUCAGUCAGGCCGAAAUCAAAGAUGAAGUUCGCUUCAAGGUCCUUUCUGACUUCGAGUUUGACUCCGAGCCGACCAAGUAUGAAGUGGUCAAAUUUGUUGUCGAAGAACAACCCAUCAGUUUUCACCACGCGCUCCACUACACGCUUACAUGGCUCAUCGAAUGUGCCAGGUCGAUGCCGGUUGAGCAGAUGCGAGCACUUCUAAGCUUUAAGACUCAAGACCUGAGAGCGCAGCCUCGUCUGAUGGGCAAGCGGAUGAUGCCGAGACGCGAGUACGAACCGGAAGAUUUCCUGAUGGCCGCUGUCGAUUACUCUCUGCGGGUGUGUGCAUGGCUGUCACAAAUGAGAUCAAGCAUGUGGGUUCGCAAUGGCAUGAGCUUGCGCCACCAGUCUGGUACAUAUCGCGGGAUCGCCCAGAGGGAGAUGGGCCACCACCGGGACAUCUUCCUGCUGCAGACUGCCCUCGUGAUCUGCAACCCCAGCCGCGUGCUUGCCUCUAUCGUCGAUCGCUUCGGCAUGGACAAGUGGGUAAAAGGCCUUUAUGAGCAGAAGUCACUGGGCCAAGAUGAUGUUCAGCAUAUCGAGGUCGCCGAAGACAUGCUGCAUCUGGUCGUAAUAUUAUUGUCAGACCGCACCUCUCUGUGUCGAUUCGAUGAUGGGCGGGAUAGCCGCGUCAGGUUCAUGCGCCGAGACCUCAUUCAUAUGCUGUGCUUCAAGCCCCUUACAUUCACCGAGAUUGGUGGCAGACUACCUGAGAGGUAUCAAGAGCAGGAGGAAUUCACUCAAGUUCUCGCGGAGGUCACAAACUACAAAGCACCAGAAGGUAUCUCGGACGUCGGAACCUUUCAGCUGAAGGAAGAGUGUGUCGAGGAGAUCGAUCCAUUCACCGCAAUUUACACCAAGAACCAGCGCGAAGAAUCAGAGAAUGCGUGGCGUAAAUUCAUGGCCAAGAAGACAGGCAAGCCGGUCGAGGACCUGGUGUACGAGCCGAAGCUGCGGCCGAUAGAAGACGGUGUCUUUGCAGGACUGUCCGAGGUUACCAGCACGGGCAUGUUCGCCCAGGUCAUAUACUACAGCCUGCUGUACGCUCUUCUCAGCCCAAAGUUGACACCAACUGUGCCAUCCUCAAGGCUCGAGAUCUACCUGCACCUUGUGUUGCACCUCGUUUUCAUCGCCGUCACCGAAGACCAGGGUGCCGAGGGGGACCAUUCACGGCCUUCCUUCAUACACAAUGCCCUCACCAAAACCUCUCUGGGUAGCCUGAUGCCGGAUGCCCCUGCAGCGAGAACAAUUGUUUCUCUCCUGGACCUCAUGUCGACCAAGCAGGAGCUCAAGGCCUGCCAUACCAGGAUUGGGGUCAUCCUGCGACGGAUGCGUCAGAAGCGACCACAGGAUUUUGAGGCAGCCUAUGUGCGUCUUGGCGUGCCUGUCGACAGAAUCAGCACUGCCUCGCCAGCCGUCAAUGUGAAUGCGGAAGAGGAGCGCGAACGCAAGAAAAAGGCUGCCCUGGACCGUCAGGCCAAAGUGAUGGCUCAGUUCCAGCAGCAGCAGAAGAACUUCAUGGCCCAGCAGCAGGAUAUCGACUGGGGCGAUGUGGAUGACCUAGAGGAUGAACUCCCAGAGCCUGUGGAAGAGAAAAACUUCUGGAAAUAUCCAUCGGGAACGUGCAUUCUGUGCCAGGAGGACACGGAUGAUCGUCGGCUGUACGGGACAUUCGCUUUUCUCAGAGAGAGCGCAAUUAUGCGGCAGACAGAUCUUUCCAACCCCGAUUUUGUGCGAGAAGUAACCAAGGUCCCCAAAAACCUUGACAGAUCCGCCGAGGAUAUCCGACCGUUUGGCGUGAGCCAUGAAAACCGCAUUCAGGUGGAGAAGGUCAACCAGAAGGGCGAGAUCUUCACGACCGAGCGCCAGGUCAUCGGCAAGGGCUUUCCUUCCGCAGCUGUGCGAAGAGGACCACUUUCCACCGGAUGUGGUCACAUGAUGCACUACAGCUGUUUUGAGGUGUAUUUCGACGCGACCCAGCAGAGACAUAGGCAGCAGAUUGCACGGCAUCAUCCUGAGAACCCCACGCGCCUAGAGUUUGUCUGUCCACUCUGCAAGGCCCUCGGCAACGUGUUCUUGCCUAUCAUCUGGAAGGGCCAGGAGGAGUCCUAUCCCGGUGCGCUCCAAACAUCUACCGACGUCCAGGUCUCCUCGGAAUCUUUCGCCAUGUUCCUCAAGGAGAAUCUGUCGUCGGGACCCGCAUUCCCGUCUACGCAGUCUCCGACACAGUCCGUCAAUAUGUUUUCCCACUACACGAAAGGCUCUCUGCUGCCCAGACUGGCCGACGUAUCUUCGCACCUCGUGCUUGAUGCAUGGGAGUCGGGUACGCAGCAGACGCCUGUAGGCGUGCCAUUCGGAGAACCCUUUCGCAGCGACGCCCCUGACCCCAGCGGCAUGGCCGAAACCAACACUCCCAUGACCGAACUUGUGCGGGUAUACCGUCGUCUUCGAGAUACAAUCAAGAUCAACGCUCUCGCCUUGCCGCCAAACCCACUUAUCAACUAUGACAAAGCUAGGAACCCCGCGGAUCUGAGCAACAUUGACGUCUUGGCUGCCGCCGUCGGCUAUUCCAUCUCAUCUGUCGAGAUCCAGCACAGAGGCCUGGAUGCUGAGUACGGCUCCUUGUUACUAGAGAGAAUCUCCGAGUCGACUCUCACCCACCUUCGUACCUUCACGGAGACAGUCACGUCGUACAUUGCCAUUGGUGGGCAGAAAUUCGGUGGUAUGAACAGGGUCGUCACCGAGUUCCAAGCCAUGACCACCAAACAGCACAUGCAGCUGUUCCUGACGCCGGUGCUUGCGUCGGACCCUUUUAUCUUGCUCUGUGAGAGUAUCUUCGGCGUUGCCGCAGCUCAUGGGUUUGAGGUUUCGUAUCUCCUCCGUGUCUACUACCUCGCUGAGAUCGUCAAGGUAGUCCAGCGCAUCUGCAAGGUCAAGCGAGGCCCGGAGUGGAUGGCUUGCGAGAACAUUGAAGACAGGAAUCUCGUCAACUUUGCCGAAUUCUGCAAGACCAUCUACAAGAUGAACCUUGACUUCACAUGCAGCGAUGAUGCUGGCAGCGACGCCGUGACGCCCGAGGCGCCUGCGUCGAGUGGCUUCGACCAAGAUUGCUUCACGUCCAUCGCAGACUACUACGCCUUCACCAAGAAGUAUGCCCAGUGCUUCCUUCGCAAGUGCGUCAUUCUCCUCUACGUCAAGUACGGCGUCGACUUCAACAGCCAUAUCUCCCCCCAACCAGAGCAAGACGAGCUUGUUCGCCUCACCGAGGCUCUCCGCCUGCCCGAUUUCGACAGCAUGUGUGCAGCCCUCACCCCUCUCGGCAUCCACGUCGGCUGGCCUAGUGCGCUCUGCGACCAGCUCGUGCGCGGUUGGAUCCAACAUGACAAUGCCUGGUGGAGCAGCCCGUACUCGACCAAGCCAAGCCCCAUGGCCCAGGAAUACCAGGCCGCAGAGCAGCUCCUCAGCCACCCGGGCAUCUUCGAGCUCAUCGGUCUACCAAUGAACUACGAUACGCUGAUAGAGGAAUGUACGAAGCGGCGGUGUCCCAGAAGCGGCAAAGACGUCUCAGACCCGAUGAUCUGCCUGCUCUGUGGUGAAGUGUUCUGCGGGCAGAGUGUUUGUUGCUCUGCUCUGGACCCGGUGGCGGUGAGGCGUCGUGGGUCUGCCAACAGAAUUGGUGGUGCGCAGCAGCACAUGCGGAAAUGCCAAGGCAGCGUCGGCAUCUUUAUCAGCAUCCGCAAAUGCGCGGCCUUCUAUCUGCACCGUAACUCCGGAUCCUUCAGCCACGCCCCCUACAUCGACGCGUACGGCGAGACGGACAUGGGCCUUCGGCACUAUCGACAGCUCUUCCUGUCCCAGAAACGUUACGACUCACUGCUCCGCACUGUAUGGCUCACUGGCGGCAUUCCCUCCUUCAUCUCGCGCAGACUCGAGUCGGACAUUAAUACUGGCGGCUGGGAGACCAUAUGA
Cryphonectria parasitica EP155 is the source of this 6327-nucleotide messenger RNA. RefSeq lists its product as uncharacterized. Lineage: Eukaryota; Fungi; Ascomycota; Sordariomycetes; Diaporthales; Cryphonectriaceae. Gene Ontology annotation, biological process: ubiquitin-dependent protein catabolic process via the N-end rule pathway; protein ubiquitination. Bases 1 to 6327 code for a protein of 2108 amino acids. The record is from RefSeq and is a predicted model, not a curated record. Gene Ontology annotation, molecular function: zinc ion binding; ubiquitin protein ligase activity. The transcript has 4 exons. Gene Ontology annotation, cellular component: ubiquitin ligase complex; cytoplasm.